UGUCGUGGCCAUGGCGGCGAUGGCGAAAUUGGAGGCCGCCCAACUGCACUCCUGGGUGGAUCAGCUGCAGUCGGAGAAUCAGCUGCUGCGGCGCCAGCUGGAGGACGACGAAGACGCCAUGCUGAGCGCGGCGAGCGCCGGGGCCGAGGCAAAACGGAAGGGCCUGACGGUCCUCCUGGAACUGGCUGAGCCCUCUGUGGAUCCCUCGCUGUUGCAGCUGCGCCGCGCCGCCCAGCGUCUGCUGGCGCGGGAGGAAAGCAGCGCCGGGGCACAGCGCAUGCCACAAGCGAAAGUGCAGAAGUUUCUGAGAAGUGCAGAUGCGGCGAUGGCGCAAGACUUUGAAGCCGCCAAGUUGCGUCAAAGUGCUCUGGCCAUGCAGCUCGAAGUGCAGCGGUCCGAGCUUCAGGUGCUCCGCGAAAAGCAGAAGCGCCACGAAGAGAUUGUGAUUCAAGAACAAGAUCGAUAUGAUGCGGUGGUGGCGGAGAGAAUGAAAAAAAUCCAGCUUGAACUGUACCAAUUGGAUCAAGAAACAACCCAGCUGUCUUCAGAAGUGACUUCCAACGGUCCCGCUACAGAGGCGCUUCAUCGUUUAUUGAAAUUUUUAACUCCAGACAGCCUUUGUCGUGACGUGCUGUGGCGAUGGAGAUGUUUGUUGCCUCCAUGAUCUGGGAAAAAUCAGCCGAACGAGUUGAACUGCACGAGUUGAAGUCGCAGCCAACUGGAGUCCGCUGGAGAUCUGCAGAGGGCUUGGCUAUGACAAGGAGAGAUUUGGAACUAGAGGACGGUGAAUGAGAGCGACAGAUAGGAAUCAUGAGUGGCUGAGCGGAAAA
Messenger RNA from Cladocopium goreaui, 830 nucleotides. The record is from the annotation of a GenBank genome assembly. Lineage: Eukaryota; Dinophyceae; Suessiales; Symbiodiniaceae.